AUGCAACACGAGAGAGAGCUAGGGAAGCGGAGGCGGGGCGAGGAGGGCACCGCAGCCGAAGACACUCACAACUCAUGCAACGGCAUCCUUCGAGAGGUGGUUGAUCUGAAGGACAGAGAGAAGCUGGGCACCGCAGCCGAAGACGCUCGCAACUCGUACAACGACAUCCUUCGAGAGGUGGUUGAUCUGAAGGACAAAGAGAAGCUGGGCACCGGGGGACGAGACAGGCUCUUCAAGAUUGUGCGGAGCAACCUCGCGAGCUGGAGGAUUGUCAAGAUCGGGGUGAAGGCGCUUCACUCGCACCUAUCCGAGGACGGUCUCUUCAGCGCGGCAGAUGAGCUGCGCGGCAGCGAGAUGUACGGGGCACUCAAGCAGGUGUGGGCGAGCUACCUGGGCGUCCCCGAGAGCGGACUCAGCACCAAGGAGAGAUCUUCUCUGCUGUCCAUGCUCUUGAAGUUGAUCAUGGGGGUGCUUAAGGACAGGAAGGCGAGGUCGGAGUGCCUUGAUCUGGAGGAGAAUCAAUUUCUCAUCUGCGCCUCUUUGGAGUACAUAUCGGUCUGCCGCCCAUUCCCCAGGGGCGUGGCCGGGGUGCUUGCCUUUCUGGAUCAGCUGGCCGGGGACCGCUCCCUGGUGGUUGGCAACCGGGACAUCUCGUAUCUCAACAGGCGGCUGGUCGAGCACUUCAUGCGCUUGGUUCAGGUCUACCGCGGGAAGGGUGGCGUCCUGUUGAAGCUGUUUUGGCUGAUGGAUGAUCUCUCGCUGUUUGCGGAGAGCAGCGCGCUGCUUCUUAAGUCUGGGAGGUAUGUGCUCGAGAUCAUGGAGAAUCCGGAUGAUUCCAUUUUGUUCUCCACGUUGCACAAGGAGUUCGCGAAACUCUGCGCACGAAGCUCUGAGUUCCGGGAUUUGAUGUUCGAUGAAGGGCGCUUGAAGUCAGUGGGCACGCUUCUGGAGAAUGACAAAGACAAGGGCGGGAUGUUGUCCCUUUACCAGUUUCUGAUCUACUGGAAGUUCCUCUCGAGCUUGGAUGACAUGCAGCUCAUGUUCGACACGUAUAGGGGGUUGAACGAUUUCUUAGUUGGCCUUGUCCGCCGUUCGGUGCUUUGCAUUCUCUCCCAGGAAAGCCAGGGCGUGAUGUCGACGUUUGGGGUCACGUUCAGCUUUGGCAAUUUCCUGAUGGAGGCUGAGUCAUACCUCGCGCGAUCCCCGGAGGCCUGCAGGAAGCUUCACGUUGUGUUUCCGUACACCUCUCUUUUUUCCGCCAUGGAGUGCCUCCCCCUUGCUGUCAAUGAGGAGCUCAAGGAGGAGCUCAAGAGCUCGGGUUCGGAUGAAAUCCUCAUCCGGGUCCAUGUUGGCCUGUUGAAACUCGGCAAGAUGGUGCUCUCAGAGAUGCGGCAGCUGGAUAUCAAUCGGGCUGUGGCCCUCGAUGCGAGCGUCCAAUGGCUCCUGUGGUGUUGUGACAGCGGGAUCAGCGUCUGUGCCGUGUUGCAGAAACUCGUUACAACUCGCCGGGCCAAGGAGAGCCUCGAGAGGGCUCUCCUCCAGAAGACCAAGGACUGGGUCAAGGAGAGAAAUGACAAUGACAAGAACAAGAAGGAGUUCUUCGAACAGCGGAUGGAUCUGUUGGAUCAGAUCCAGGAUGCGAACCGUUCGAUCGUGAAAUGCUGCAAGUGCGGCCGGGGUUGCUCGAAGAUUGUCCUGGCCUGCGGCCAUGCCGUCACGUGCGAGACCUGUGAAUUGAACUUGGACAUUCACAAGUGCUGCCCUUAUUGCGGUGGAAACAUCGAUGCCGUCACGUGCGAGACCUGUGAAUUGAACUUGGACAUUCACAAGUGCUGCCCUUAUUGCGGUGGAAACAUCGAUGCGAUCAAGAGGAUCUUCAUCAAGGCAAAGGAGGAUUGA
This is a messenger RNA of Guillardia theta CCMP2712, 1899 nucleotides long. RefSeq lists its product as hypothetical. The record is from RefSeq and is a predicted model, not a curated record. The transcript has 3 exons. Bases 1 to 1899 code for a protein of 632 amino acids. NCBI's taxonomy places the organism in Eukaryota, Cryptophyceae, Pyrenomonadales, Geminigeraceae.